UCUCAGUCCUGUGCUUAAUAGCUACUGAUGCCCCUUUCCUCCAAGAAUGUGUCCAAUCCUGUUUUUUAAUCUGGUUAAACUCUUGACAGCUAGAGAAGUGCAACAGCAAACUGGAGAUAAUGCUGCUUGUUUUACUGCCACAAAUCAAGCUUGUCCAUGAAUAUAUGGAGAGGGGACACGUUCCUUUAGCAGCCAGAGUCAUGCGGUCGUGCUGUUGCCUGUCAGAUCGUUGUGCCUGGUGUUGCAAAACGCUUUCAUCAUUGCCACCAGCGUGAAGUGGAAGGAGCUAUAACUCUCCUGCCUAGCAAGCACGCCUGGUAUGGGUAAUGGUGUGAAGGAAGGGCGAGUGGGUCUCAAACAGAGCAAUGUGGAGCCGAUUGUGGCCGCCCGUCUCCUACCUGAGGGGGGUCCAGAGAAGAAGAACGUGCUCAAUUCCCUGAUGUCUGGUGCCUUGGCUGGUGCCGUGGCCAAAACGGCUGUUGCCCCACUGGACAGGACAAAAAUCAUGUUCCAAGUGUCUUCAAAAAGAUUUUCUGCCAAGGAAGCCUACAGAUUCAUCUACCGCAGCUACCUCCAUGACGGCAUCUGGAGCCUGUGGCGCGGCAACUCAGCCACUAUGGUCCGGGUCAUCCCAUACGCUGCCAUCCAGUUCUGUGCACACGAAGAGUACAAGCAUCUCCUGGGCAGCUACUAUGGUUUCCAUGGAAAGGCGCUACCUCCCUUCCCGAGAUUCAUUGCCGGAUCGCUGGCAGGCAUGACAGCAACCAUGCUGACUUACCCUCUGGACAUGGUCCGGGCACGGAUGGCAGUCACACCAAAGGAGAUGUACAGCAACAUCAUUCACGUCUUCAUCCGCAUCUCUCAGGAGGAAGGGCUGAAGACCUUGUACAGGGGUUUCACACCUACCAUCAUCGGUGUGAUCCCAUAUGCUGGCCUCAGCUUCUUCACCUACGAGUCACUGAAGAAACUUCAUGCAGAUCACAGCGGGCGCUUGCAGCCGUACCCCGUGGAGCGGCUCCUGUUUGGGGCCUGUGCGGGCCUGAUUGGCCAGUCAGCCUCCUACCCCCUGGACGUGGUGCGUCGGCGCAUGCAGACGGCCGGGGUCACAGGGCACACGUACAGCUCCAUCCUCCUCACCAUGCAGGAGAUCAUCCGUGAGGAGGGACUGGUCCGAGGCCUGUACAAAGGGUUGAGCAUGAACUGGGUCAAAGGUCCCAUCGCCGUGGGAAUCAGCUUCAUGACCUUUGACCUGACACAGAUCCUACUCCGAAAGCUGCAGCACCGCAUGGACGUCCAGAGGUAGUUUCUGUCCCGAGCAUUGGGAGAGGGGGGCUGCAGUGCCUGUGGAAAGGCAGGAAACACCAUCACGUCCCGCCACUGCCGAGGUUUGACAUGGUGAUUUUCUUGUUGUAAUGAGCCUCUGAGUUAUCUGGAAUUAACCCAUCCCCAGGUGAACACCCCGGCCCCUCCUGGUCUGGGUAGGCUGCCACCUCCUUGUGUUUAACACUUUGAUGCUAGGAGCACACCAAGCUGAAGGUGGGCUCCUGGCUUGUAGAAGAAGAGGUGCCCCUCCUUGGAUCCUGCCAGCAAUCUCUCUGCCUGGCAGGCAGGCCUUGGCCGUGCCAUGCUGUGGGUCUGAGGUGAGUGCCUGGCCGGGCUGACUGAAGCAGUUGGAUCUCCUCUGAAACAGAUGGGGCUGUGCUGAAUGCCUCCUGCACCAAAAGGCGCUGUGUACACCCACCACCCCUCUUCCUUUCCACUUCCGUUGUGGUCUCGUUGUUGCCUGUCUAACACCCCACAUCUGAGCCCGUCUAGAGCCAGCAGAGGCUGCGGCUGGCAUGGAAAGAGCUAAGAGCACCAACUUGGAGCUCCUGUGCCUGUCCUCAGCUGGGGCUGGGAUCAAAUCAGAAUGUGAAUGGGGGGCAAAAGCAGGCCAUCUCUAUAAGUCUCCCCCCUUGUCCCUAAAGGCAGCAUUUCCCAAGGGUUUUAGCAGAUCCCAGUAUUAGGACUCAAGAGAGGUAAGAGGGGAUGCUGCCUGCUCAAAGCACCCCCUGCUGCCCCCACACACAGUAUUAUCAGGCCUGCUUUAUCAGCACUGCAAGAACAAACAUUGUGUAGGGGUGUGUAUGCGCAUGCAUGGUGCAGACCUGUCGCUGUCCUCUGUGGUGGCUGCAUGAAUGGGAUUGACCUAACAUUUACCUCCUGCUGCAGAGCCACCCUGCUGUGUGGCUGGGCACUGCCUGGGCUUGAGCAGCCUGGCGGGUUCACUUGGGCUCUGGCAGUUUUCCCCUGGAGUUCUGUGGGGCCAGCUCGGCCCUGGGGCGUCCUGCGCGGGCUGCUGUGGCCCCGUGCUGGGCUGAGCUGCAAGUGUGAAACGGAUCCCAAAGCAUGUCUGAAUGUGACUGGGAGGAGGGCUCUGUGAAGUGGUGCUUUGAGGGGCUGCUGCACACUCUUAUACCCACCUCUCUUCUCCAGGCAGCUGAGGCCCAGGGGGAGGUCUCUCCUCAGUCUGGCAGGGGUGCUGCUUGUGGGGGAAACGUGGAGGGGAUGAAGUUGGAGGCAGGCAGACUCCAGCAGGAUCCCUGCCACCCCCAGGCAUGAUAUUCUGUUGUCCUUGCAUUGCUCUGGCUGGCUUAGGUCUCUGUGCUUGCUCCUGGAGCAGGCUGUACUUUCAGUGCCAAAUGUUUUCCAGCAUGAGUACAUGUGACAGGUGCCUGCCUGAUCCCCUGCGGUGCGGUGGGCCAAGCUGCUAACUUGCCUGUUGGCCUCAGUGUUACCUCCACAGCAGCGCACAGGUGAGGUGAGGCCUCAGUGGGGUCUGCCUGUGAGCGUCAGCCAAGGUGAUCCCCAUCCCACUCACUGCCUUGUCUUAGAAGUAAAUUGCUGUCACCUGGUGUUUGUGCUGUCAUGUGGCUGCACAGGCCAUGUGUCUGUGGCAGGAGACAGAGGCCAGGCUUUUCCUGAUGCCACCAUGCAGGCGAAGCUCCACUUGUCCCUCUGCAGGGACUUGAGCCAUUCCCUGUCCCAGCGGAGACGCUGCCCGUGUCCGUAGUCAGUUGGGACCCUCAGGGGCAGUACUGCACGAUGACAAGAGAUGCAGAGGAGCAGCUGGGGCUCUGCAGAGCUGUCUUGGCAUGGCCGGGCAGCUGUCAAGUUCAUCCGAUCCCUCUGGGCUCCUCUUGGGGCCUGCUGUGCUAUAGCCGCUGCUCCUGGGAGUGAAGCAGCACUGAGGGGGCGCAGGAGGUGGCUGGGUGGUUGCCCUGCGCUGCCCCUCUUGCCCCUCAGACUGGUAGUGCCAGUCUGAAAGGGCCCUGGAGCAGAGGAGCCUGGUGGGACACGGCCUUUGGCUGGGGAACCUGGGGAUGCAUGGGGCAAGGGGAGGGGGCAACUGAGGCCUCUGCACCAAACCUCCAUGCCCCAGCGCGAGCCUGAAGGUGGGUCCAGGUCUGUUGGUGCCUGGCUCCAGGGAGCCUCCUUCCUGGCUGCAGCUGAUUCUAUCUUAAACUCUAGUUUCAGCCUAAUAUUUUCCCUGACUUUCAGGCCCAUGUUAGCUGAGAAACAGGCCGUUUCCUGUCAGUCAUGGCAACUUCGGUGUUCUUCCAUUGCUUACAUAAGUGUUCUUGGAGAGACCGUGUGUGUGUGUGUGUGUGUGUGUGUGUAAGAAUGGACGUGGUGGGGGGCGUGUACUGAAACAUCUUUGAACUUUUUAUCAAGUGCCAUUCGCUCACUUUCUCCCCUAAAUGCCUGCGUCCUUUCCUGUCAGAGCCUUGCACACAACACCCCUCGGCUCUGUGCAGCUAUCCCCUCCCUGGCCGGUGAAGGUGCGUGAUCUUCCAGGAGUUUGGAGGGUCGAAUGAAAGAGACCCAGGUAGGAAAUACAGGGAGGGGCUGAUCCAUUGGAGGCAAGCCCCUGGCUCUUGCAUAUGCCCCAGAGGCCUCUCCAUGGGCUCUCUGGGAGCACAGGGCUUGAGUGAGGCAGCUGGCCACAGGGUAGGGUGGUCAGGCCUGCAGCAAUGGCAAGGUGGGUGGCAGAUCUGGGUGCAUGGAGAGCUUACUGGAGGGCAGGGUGCCCUGGAGCAGCUGUAGCAGCUGGGAGCAAGGGGUGGAAGCGCGGCAAGGCAUGUAGCGAAGGCAUGUCUGCUGGUGCUGUGGCAGUCGUUCUUACAAGCGCAGUUGGGCUGCGUGGCUGUGCAGAGUGGUAUAGGCCUGUCGCAUAACUCGGGCAGCUCUUGUCUCAGCCAGGCUGGCACCAGACAGGUGCAGCAUCUCCCUGGGAGCAGCGGUUUGAGUGAAGUCUGGCACCAGGGAGCACAGCUGGCAAAGGCAGGGAAGCAACAUUGCACUGGCAGUGGGAACUGCCUGGUGCGGUUCCUUCCAUUCUGCUCGGGGCCAAGACAGCAUAUUAUGGCCUGGCCUGGCUGGGGCCAGGGAAGGGAAGUUGUGAAUAAAAUCAGUCCUGUCCUCGCAACAUCCAGUUCUCCCUUCCUCCUCCCCGCACCCUGCCUGUGUGGUCUAUGCAUCGAGCACAAACCCUGUCCAAUGCCUUUGGUUCAGAUGUGUCCCCGCCAUGCGUAGGUGCCUGUGUGUGUGGGCAGAUGGAUGGCCCUCCUGGGAGCCGGAGCUCUAUUUUGAUGCCGUGAAGACACUUUGUUACAGAAUGUUUGUAUCUAUUUUAUGAUUUGUGCCAAGAGAGGAUGUAUAUUUAAUAAAAAACAAAACCCGCCUCA
Molecule: messenger RNA, 4727 nt
Organism: Gavialis gangeticus (Gharial)
Lineage: Eukaryota; Metazoa; Chordata; Crocodylia; Gavialidae
Gene: SLC25A42
Product: solute carrier family 25 member 42
Exons: 8
Coding region: 320-1303 (327 amino acids)
Biological process (GO): transmembrane transport
Cellular component (GO): mitochondrial inner membrane
Source: RefSeq, a predicted model, not a curated record